Molecule: messenger RNA, 2954 nt
Organism: Ceutorhynchus assimilis (cabbage seed weevil)
Lineage: Eukaryota; Metazoa; Arthropoda; Insecta; Coleoptera; Curculionidae
Source: the annotation of a GenBank genome assembly
CUGUUUUUGUGUCAUCAAAAUCAUCAAAAUGAAAUAAUAUUUAUUUACUAGUGUGUGUGGGUUUUAAAUUAUUUAUUACAGAGAAAUCUAGAGUACAGUGAAGAAAAAUGAGCGAAACCGAAGGUAGUCUAUGGUGCUACCUCCCAUAUCCAGCCCUAUACAAAAUAUUUCAACAGUUAACUUAUCAAGACCUAAUAGCAGCAGGAAAAGUUUGCAAACUAUGGCUAGCAGCUAGCAGAAACGAUAUGCUGUGGAGGGAUUUGUUUUAUAAGAAUUUCCUUAUAAAUAGAUCUGUGCCAGUUGUAGCAGGUAAAACAUGGUACGAAGAGUUUAGAAGGCUCUGCUACGAAAUCCCAGUGGUUCAAACAGAAAUGUUGGAAGAGCACACUCAUCAGGUGUUGCAUGUCAGUUUUGCUCACAAUGGAAAAUACUUCGCUUCUUGUUCCAAAGACGGAUAUGUGACUGUCUGGAAUUCCAAUUAUCCAGCCACAGUAAAAUACAGCAAAAACAUGAAACUUUUCAAAUGGAAAUAUACACAAUAUUCUCAGUUCAAUGAAACAGAUACUUUACUAUUAGUAUCUGGAGUUCAUUUUGGAACCACUCAUAGUACUUCUGGUGAAAUUGCUGUUUUUAAUUUAGAUGGUUUUACGUUACAAUCUAGGGUAGUCAACAAACCUUACGAUAUUUUUGGCACUUGGUACAGUGACCAGUAUUUGCUUUCCGGUGAUUUGCAUUGGUUGGCUCAUUUAGUGAGCAGCUCACAUUUGUGGCUGAACAGAGCUACACAGGAAGCUGAUUCAGAAUUGGUUCCCAUCACUCACGGUCUCUUUAGAUUCUACAACAGAAAUGCCAGUUCAAUUAGAGACAUCAUGAUUGCCAAUUGUUUACCAAACUCUGAAAAUAUCGCUUUGGAAGAACCGGAAUACUCUGGAGUGCCUGUAGAUCAAGGUGUGAUAUUUGAACAUGGCAACCCUGUAAGUCAUAGAGAUAUCGGCAAUGUUUCAAAACCCAGCAAGUCAGUUUUUGAUGAACUACCUGUUGUAAACCCUACGAGUAGUAGUGAUGAGUUUGCUAAUCCCAUAUGGUAUAGUUCUGAUUAUAGAAAAGUGGAAAUGGAGCAGAGUGAAGCUGCUGCAGACGAUAGUGACUAUGAAAUGGAUCAAGAUGAUAAUAAUAAAGAUGAAGGCUUUGAUGAUGACGAUCAUUCAGCUUCCAGUGACGAAACCGAUGCUCUAAGUGAUAAAUAUUUGAUUUUUACUACUGGCAAUAAAACAUAUACCCCGCACCAGAUCGGGUUCAAACGAAUAAAACCGUUUGUGUUUCCUAAAAAAUUGGACCCCGGCCCAUCUUUAAAGGAAAGAUUAAUCUUGCACGAGCAAAGAAAAGAACAAAUGAGGUCUGCAAGUCCUUCACAGGAUCCUGACUGGUUGGAUUUUGAAAAAGUAGCCAAUAAGUUUGAUAAAAUUGAUCAUCUCAUUGAUUUACACGGGCAUAUUGUUGGAAUGGGACUCAGUCCAGAUCAUAGGUAUCUCUAUGUAAACAGUAGAUCUUGGCCUGAAAACUAUGUAAUAACAAAUCCUCUGGACCCGCCUCCAAUAGCCCAAGAAAUCGAUAUUCACGUGAUCGACUUAGUGACACUGAAACAAGUAGGAACCAUGUUUAGGGCGCACCAAGCCUACACACCAAAUAACGAGUGUUUUUUCAUCUUUCUUGAUGUUUGUAACGAAUACGUGGCAAGUGGUGCCGAAGAUAAACAUGGUUACAUGUGGGACAGACAUUAUGGAGUUUGUCUUGCAAAGUAUCCUCAUGUAGAUGUGGUCAAUUCUGUGGCUUUCAACCCAAAGGAUCCUGAAAUGUUGGUGACAACGUCUGAUGAUUUUAAAAUUAAGAUAUGGCGUUCCAGGUCGAAGGUUAAGGAGUUGGGUUUGGACGUUAGAGAUUUGCCUAUGGGUGUGGAAUUAAGAAAAAUUGUUAAGAAAAAAGGUCGUAGCACAAGAGAUAAAGGUGCAGCGUAUCCACCACACAUGUCUAGAUAAUAAUAAUGAAUUACGAGUUUCUGGUAUACAAGGUGUUUGGUACUUUGUUAGAAAAUUUUCAAUGUUUGUUUAACAUCUAUUGGCUAUAUAAAAAUUUCUGUGGAAUGCUUAUUUUGUAUCUUUUAAAAUGAUCUUUAUAUUACGACUUGUUUGUAGUUGUCUUGAAUAAAUCUUGAAAAUGUGUUCCAACUCAGUGAGAAAUCUAAAAAAAAAUAUUCAAGACCGCUUAAUCCAUUUAGUAAGUGUGCGUACAACACCGCAGGAUGUAAAACUGUCUAUCGCUUUACCAAACAGCCUGUAUACCAAUUAGCUUUUUUAACUGAAACAAAAAAUACUCGUGAAAUCUAGUAAUGUAAUAAUUUUAGUUGUUAUACAUUUAUACAUACUGGGGUAGGUUAUCCAGAGCAUAGCAAAUUUUAGCUCAGAAGAGAUAUGAAAACAAAUUACUGCAAUUGUGACUCAUCUUAGGCUAAUUUUUCAAUCAGAAUGCAUAGAAUUUGUUAUGCAAAUCUCUUCUGCUAAAUUUUAACCAUGGGCCGGCCACUCAGUAUAAUGGUGCUUAUACACUUUUAAAAAAAUAUUAUAUAAUCUGUUAGGCUUCGUUUUUGUACAAAUAUCAAGAGCCCCAUUGCUGAUAAACCACAAUAUUAUACCUUUUAUUUAUUUAUUUAUUUAUUUAUCUUUUUAUUGUUAUUCUCAAUCACUGAAACAAUGUUUUUGUCUCAAGGUCUUCUGUGUGCUUUAUUUAUUGUUUUAUGAAUCAAAUUUUAGGAUUCUUGGUAGCACGUUCCAGUUCAGUUUGUGUAUUCAAAUACUCAAUUUAAUCCAUUGAAUAAUACAGGGGUUAAUUUGAGUUGCCUCUGCCUAUUGCCAACUAGUAGCAAUUUUUUUUUGCAAAUAAAUUUCUGUGAUCUUCAA